This is a messenger RNA of Cynoglossus semilaevis (tongue sole), 7796 nucleotides long. RefSeq names its product tetraspanin 33b (gene tspan33b). Gene Ontology annotation, cellular component: plasma membrane. The transcript has 10 exons. NCBI's taxonomy places the organism in Eukaryota, Metazoa, Chordata, Actinopteri, Pleuronectiformes, Cynoglossidae. The coding region runs from base 5415 to 6227 and encodes 270 amino acids. The record is from RefSeq and is a predicted model, not a curated record.
CUUUUGUGAGCUCCCUGUGUUCCUGCUAUCAACGGAGUGUAGGGGGAGGCCACUGUGUGGGCCGAUCAAAGCUGAAACAGAUAGGUAUGGUAACAAGCACCGCAGAAGAAGUCUGUUUACUGCAAAGUCACCGCAGGAGGUCCACACAUCCGUUCCCCAUGAAAUUGAAAAUGCUGUGCCGACUCGCGAGGAGAAAAUGUCCUUCAUUGUGUCUGAGGAGAGAGGAGGUGCAGAGGUGUCAUUGUUAAAGGAUUACCAUUUGUCAUGAUGGAAUACUUUACAAAGUAUGAGCACAGAAGACUUUCUAGAAUAUGCAACAAAACCAUAGUCUGUCCUUCUGGCCCCGCACUAAUAGACAGUCAUUCAUUGGAAAAAUGAUGAUGUAGAAGUUGUUACCUGCAAAAUAUCCUAAAGAAAGAGCCAACGGACAGGGUUGAGGUUCUUCACUAUAAAUCGACCAUAGGUGUGAAUUUGAGUGAAUAGUGAAUAGUUUGUGUGGCCCAAUGAUUCACACAUUUGUUUAAAAGAGGGAACUCCGCUCUAGGCCAAUGAUUGUUGCGAUUGUCUGAACAGAACUUAGCCUCGGAGCAGUGAUUUCCAAGCAGUGUGCUGUGAGAGAUCAUCAGGUGCAAUGUUACAAAAUUAGAUUAAUUAAUUAAUUUCUUCAGAAAAUCAUUAUUUAUGUACUGCAAAUAAUGUGUCUUUGUCUGUGCAACUGUUAGCCGAGGAACCAUUAAAUACUGGUGCAAAAGAUAAAAACAAAAAACAAAGAAAAAAACUAACAAGAGACUCAGAGCCUGUAUAGGAUGUCUUUCUUCAAUUCCUGCCUAUAUAUCAGCGCUGUAUUCAACUUAACAGGCCCCUAGGUUUUGUAGUAAGUCAGUUAAUUGUUAGUAAAUUGGAACCUGGAGAUCAUUAUAUUUUAUUAAAAUAUGACCACACAUAAUACCAGACAAACAGGCACGCUGCGUCAUUGCAUUCAUUCUUCAGGCUUCACUGUGUGACAUUGUGUUGCCAUUUUCUUUACGAUUUCUGUGUUCCCUGGGCUGUAACUUAUUUGUCACAACAGGCUGUCGUUUCAGUCCCACACAGUCGCAGUGGCAGGGGUUAGAGAGCAGUUAACAUAUUUAAUUUUAUACGAAAUGUUUCUGGUCUACUAAUGUUUCCAAACUUUCUGACCCUGAAAGGGGGUCAGAUGGCGUUAAAGUAUUUCUUGUUUCAUACAAAUGAGAGAGAAUCUGCAUUUAAUUCAUCUGAAGGUUACUUCAGAGACUUUUAGUGUUUAAACAGGACGAACCCUAAAGCCAAUGGUUCCUUACACUCAAGGUGCUUUUGUGUUACUCGACUUCUAAAUGCCUGUGCCACUGCAUCAAUCUCACCCACACACGCUGCCAUAUGUGGGGGCCAUUUUUCUGUGGAGACAACUGUGUCAAAAUGUCCUCUUCGUUCACCCACUCAUGUUGGCCUCGGUAACUGACAGCAGUAGAAUCUGGUGUAGAACACAGAGAUUUAGACAAAUCACUUCCUUAUUUUCUCACUCACUAACACCUCUGUAACUGACAACAGCUGAAUGUACAGAAAAUGUCGACAUCUAUUGAAUCAUCAUUACUUUAACGUCAUCUGUCUGUUGGCUUUAAUAAACCCAUAAAAUCAUUAAAAUGAUAGAAAUAUGUAAUGUUUUUCCUCAGUAAUAGGAAAAGACAGCAUUGGUGAUUUAUAACAUUGAGAGGAAAUCUCUGUGUAGGUGCCAAAACAGAAUAUGUCCAAAGUCUGUAGUAUUUCUUUCUUUAUCUUAUCAAUUUGACAAAAGCGGAAACAACAUGAUUAGGAUAAAAAUCAUAGGAAUUGUUUGGAUUUUUUAAAAAUUGUUUGGACCAGAAGGCUGUUGGAUGUAAGGUGGUCUUAGGUGUUUACUCACUUGUUUAAGAGCAAGCAGCCCAGUGCAGGGGCUCCAUUUGCAAAGCGUCAUGUUUGGUCUAAUAUGCAGCAAGCCUGCUGCCUCUGAUUCACUGCCUGCCCACAUAUAUCCUGCUCCUCUCGUGGCGUCCACAGGGGGAACAUGACAGCUGCUGAUGUACAGCACAGCACAGGCACAAGUGGUCACGUCUGGGCUGCCUGGCUGCCUCCACAAACACCCCACACAUCUCUUAUUUACUGCCUAAAUCUGCAGACAGAAUGGGCUGCAUAUAUAUGUACAGUAGCUGAGCAGCAGUGGCACCGAAGAAAUACAGCUGUGUUCGCCAGAGCGGCUGAAGUCACUGUGAUGUUAUCUUCCGUCCUGGAUAAGAUAAGAUGGAGGGCUGGGUGAAGUCAGACGAGAUGAGCAGCAGACGAUAUUUAGUUGAGGCUUGUUAUUUAAAAGGAAAAAAAGAACAAAAAAAAACAGGUUGGAAAAUGUUUAAAACACACCUCACAGAAAUCCCGCAGGAAAUUUGUCUGUCUGCUGACCUGACAUCCAGCUUCACUGACCCACCCAGCAGACUCAGGCUGAUCUGACUGUGCCAACAUUCUCACAGUUCUGUUUAGACCUCAAAGCAAAUGUUUGAGAAUGCUAGGUUAGGUAUGACUUUUUUGACAGAUGUUUAUCCUACUGCUCCUGUCACCAAUGUCAUGGUUAUUAUAAAUCAUGGAAGUUGGAGUAAGACCACGUCACAUGUUGGUUUGAUGGUCCUUACAACUGAGACACACCAUCAAACCAAUGAAGACAGAAUUGAUAGACAUAAAUAAAAUAUUGUUUAUACGCAGAGGACACGUACCAAUCACAUACUGCAGACAGUACUUGUCAAUGUACUUUGUAUUAAGAUGUAUUUUAAUUAAGAAGCAAGGGCUGCUAUUUUUUUUUUCAAUACGUCUUUUAAAACUGCCAGUAAAGGCCCAUGAUGUAUUACUCCCAACAAUACUAUUAGAUGACUCUACAGCUGUGAGCAAAUUUUACUGCAGUAUUUCAGAACUGUAUGUCAGCCCCAGAUGUAAAUACACUCAUUUUUUAUAGCAGAUAUAAGUCACUUCACCCCUGCUCCAUGUGACCACCAUGACACAGGAAACAAUUUGUUUUAUUAUUUUCUCUUUUAGCAUGUCUACCACUGAUAUUCAUUUACAGACGUGCUUUUUUUAUACUCUGUGUACUUCAUUAUCUUUGAUAGCUCUUCUCCCUGUGCUCCUCCCUGUACCUACGGUAGCAGUGUCUGAUGUUAAAUUACAUUUCUGUAAUGUUUUUUUUUCUCUUCUUUUGACUACAUGCAUUUUGUAGUGUAAUUUCUUUUUAUUGUUUUCUGGAAUGAGUAUAAGGUGAUUCCCAUCCUUAGAAACAUGCCCAAUAAUUCACAGGGAGGUUAAGGAAGGAAUGCACACGUGGUAAUGGGGAUUUUGUUCUGCUAUGAAGAAUUUUCAGACAUGUGGUUUUCUUGCCAUCUCUGACAUGUUCUCCUGUAAUCACAUUAUCCUUUCUCAUGUUGCAACUGAACAAGUGAGCAGUGGAAAUUUAUGCUCUAGAAAUGGUUGUGUUUGAUGUUGUGUUUGCCAGCUACUGCUAUCUAAUACUUGCCAACUUUGUCCUGUGGAGUCUUCUGCUACAUGUGAAAGCACUCUGAAUAUCUAUAGCAGGUGGUACCCUCUCUGGUACCAUCUCUUUAUCCUCUCUAAAUCAACUAUUUUUUAAAUAAAGCAAAAGUGUGUCUCAAAGAUCCCACCACACCGGCACUCAUUGCCUUCAUGUUUAACGACUCUCUCUUUCUGAUGUGUUUCUUUUUAUGCCACUUUGAAUUUUUUUUCUCAGCAGCAUUUAAAGAGCAUCUGAUGUUGUUGGGGGUUUUUUUCCCUCUUCAGUCAGGAGACAGAAAUUGGCAUGAAUUGCAAAGAGAAUCUGUGUCGCAGCGAAUCCCGUGGUGUCUUCAGAAAAAGAGAGUGGCAGCGCUGCCUUAAAAUAGCCUCUUUUGAAAACCUGCGGGAAUCGUGUCCAGAAGAUGCUGAGAUGAGCUAAUGGUAGCCGCCAGUGUCAGAGGAGUGUUUGGAAGAACAAAAGGGAAAUGAUGAAAGUGGGUGCUGUCGACAAUUUGUCUCAUGUUUAUACAACAUUGACAGAACGGCUUUGUGCAAAUUGACUAUUUGAGUGUUUCUUUUUACCCAACUGUGAAAAUGUGUGUAUUGUGCCAUUCCAUCCGAGCUUCUGUUCUGUGUCACUCUGUUUCUCCUAUGCAAAUCUAUGACAUAUUUUAGCCUUUGUACAGAUUAUUUUGUAUAAGUAACAUGUAUUCAAAUAAAUUGCAGAGAAACAAGUGUGAGGGUUAUUUACUGGUUAUGAUUACCGUGGUCAUGUUAUCCAUGGACAGUUGUGUUUUCUCUACACAGAAGGUCUUUUGAAUUUUACCUGAAUGAGCCACAACAUCACAGCUGUAGAGGUGGUACUUGUUAAUUUUACAUGUUUCUUCAAGUGCAAUUAAAAUAAUCCAUUCUUAUUUCUGUGGGUUCUUUGCAGGAGGAAAAGACAAUGAGGAAAGGUGUACCGCAGCACGUAGUGUACAUUGACAGAUCAUCAGGCAAACCUUUGAAAAUUAUCCCAUUUCACCUAAUUGUCUGAAAAGUAUUGUUUAUUUACUGCAAUUAUUGGUCUUUGUUCUUCUAUGUAACAGUGACAGACAAAAAAAUACCCUUCUACUAGUAUAGUCCAUCCAAGUAUAUCCAUGCCAUGUUCAACUAAACAUGCCUAGGUUUUAAAGUAAAUUGCGACUAAAUUGAAACUAGAAGAUCAUUGUAUUAGAUUACAUAUACUUUUGUGAUAUUUUUGAAUGAUGGUGCACCGUGGGAUUUUCUUAAUGAAAACAUAUUUGUAAUAAUGGUUGGGAACCACUGGUCUACACGAAAACCCAAGAAACAUGAGGAUACUGUAGAAAUGUUGUUCAAAUACUAUUUGAUCUCAAACAGUAACCUAUAAAAAUCCAAAGUGUCCUUGGCACUGCUGUAUGUGAAUACUAAAUCACAGGGUUUCCUUUUUAGUUACGACAUCAAGCGCCCCCUGUGGUGACAGAAGGACACAGGUUCCAUGGAGUAUCUCUGUCUGUGAGUAUAUUUAUUCAGUAUAUGUAUUCAGUCAGUCUCUUACUGCUUGAUCUUUUUCAUUACUGCAGGAUGGAGCUGGACCUGGUCCCACUACUUGUCAAGAGCCUGGGCAGUUUACAGGCUGCACUUGGUCAUCUGACUGUAAUCGGACCCACCAUCCUACAUGGACAGUUCUGGAUUCUACCAGCGUUGCAGCUCAGCGUCAGGUCCCCAUGCCCCAUUUUUAGCCAGGCCCACACUCCUGUCAGCACUCUCACCGAUUCAGGUUGUCACAAUCAUAAUGUUAGAGUGGGACUGGUCUGCAGACUGACUGAAACUUUAACUGUUCACAGGUCGGCUCGUAGAGACCAUUAAAAACCAUGGACAGCGACCAGAGUCUAAAGAGGGCAGAGACCUUCUCUUACGUCAAUCCCUGGAUCAGAUAUUUUCUCUUCUUCUUCAGCUUCUUAUUUUGGGUUUUUUCUUUUGUAAUAGUUGGAAUUGGAGUGUAUGCUAAACUCCAGAAAGCCACAGACACAGUGCGGGACACGUUCCUGAUCGACCCAGCUGUCAUCCUAAUUGCUGUGGGGGUGGUCAUGUUCUUCAUUACUUUCUGCGGCUGCAUUGGAGCCCUGCGAGAGAACAUUCAACUUCUCAAGACGUUCUCCUUCAGCCUGACACUGGUCUUUCUGAUCCAGCUGGCCAUAGCAAUAAUGGGCUUUUCAUAUUCUGACCAGGCUCGUGGCGCUGUGGGAAAGUUUGUAAAGAAAGCAAUUGUGCACUAUCGAGAUGACCUGGAUCUGCAGAAUCUGAUGGAUUACAUCCAGAAAGAGUUCAAGUGUUGUGGGUGGAACAACUACACAGACUGGUCAUGGAACCUGUACUUUAAUUGCACUCUCUCUAACCCAAGCACUGAGCGCUGUGCUGUACCUUACUCCUGCUGCACUCGUGUUCCAGGAGAGGCAGUGAUUAACACCAUGUGUGGAUUUGGAGUUCAAACCCAGAACUACAUGGAGGCAAACAAAUCCAUCUACCCAGUCGGCUGUGCAGACAGGGCAGUGCUGUGGAUUGAGUCCCAUUUGUUGCUGGUGGGGGCUCUCGCCUUGGGGCUUGCUUUACCUCAGGUUGCAGGGAUCGUGCUGUCCCAGAUCCUGAUCUCUCAGAUCCAAGAUGAGAUUACCUCUAUGCUGUGAGAGCACAUCGACACAGGGGAGGAGAGUCAGGAGAAACUCAGCAGUACCUCACUCAGCACUUCAGGGACAGGGGAUUCCGGAUGCCCAGCAGUCUUAGGCAUGGAGAGAGAGGGCACUUUGCAUCAGACGAUGAGUCAGAGGGGAGUUUGGUCUCACAGCAUCACGCUCGACCAGAAGACAUCUGGGGAAAUUCAGCAAAACACAACAUGGUACAUGGAGGGGAACACUGAUUCAGACAAAGUACAAGAUGAGGAGCUGCCCUGAUCAAUAAUGAAAGUCCAACAUGUGCUACAGACAGGGGAUACAGAUUACAUAAUUGAAAUGUAUAACUGCUUUUGUACAUGGAUGGGAAGACAGGUGUAGCCUAACUGUACUGCAUUAAAAUCCAAAAAUAGUUACAUCGAGGGCAAUUGGACAGAGUAGGUAUUUUGAAGACACCUCUCAUCCAAGAGGCUUUUUCAGUUUUGACUGACGACUGGGAAGUUCUGGUAUUUAUCCUCAAAAAGGCUGCAAACCCAUGACGAGAGUCAUUGCAGAAAAGGUGAUGGAGGUGUGGUGGACCACAUCCUAUUCUAAGGAGGGCCGGAUGUCAGAAGGUUAGAGGCGUGAGUGGGGAGUGCUACCAUAGCUAUGGACAAAUAGUUUCUCCCCCCCAAAAAUUCAACCCCCUCCCUGAAAACAAGAGCACAGUUUCAUUUCAGAGGACACCCAGCCAAAAGUGUCGCUCAGGUGAAACUAUUAGUCCAUAGCUAUGGUAUUACUCCCCAUUCACACUCCUAACCUUGUGACUCCCGCCCUCCAUAGAAUAGGGUGGGUUUCACAACACCUCCACCACCCACCCCCACCCCUUUCUGCAAUACCUGCUCGUACCUACUUGUUACGUGUUUGCAGCCUUCUUGAGGAUAAAUACCAGAAUUUCGCAGAAUCAGUCAGAACUGAAGAAGCCUCUUGGAUGAGAGGUGAAAUGUCUUAAAAAAAUCUACUCUGUCCAGUUGACCUGGAUGACUGAGAACCUACACACACAUACUGCAUUACAAUGGAUUCAUGUUUGGACUCUCUUUCAUUCACUGAGCAGGAUUUGUGCAUUACCUCCCCAGUUUCUGGUGAUGCUUGUUGUCCGACUUCAUUGCCGCCUGAAUAAGUAGCUGAUUAAAGACAUCUCUCUGCAAAACAACAGUAGACAAAUAAUGAACAAACCUAUUGGUAAGUCUAUAUUUUUUUAACAAAUAAUUACUUUAUAUUCUUUUUUUUGUGACGCUCCAUAUGAGAGGCCCUAAAGGGGAGCACCACAAGCCACAUCUGACCCACUAGGAUCCUAUUUGCUGAGUGUAAACUGUAAAAUAUAUAAGGUUUUCUUUCCUUUGCUUUAAUUUGCUUUCAUUAGCACAUGGAUCUGUCAAUAGGCAUUAAUAGGCUGUUAGCAAGAACAGAAUUAUUACUGAUCAAUACAGUUUGGGCUAAAAAGUGAAAAACUGGAAGUCUAUUAAUUUUGCCACCAGCAGGAGGUUCAAUUAAAUGUAAAUGUCACCAUGUUUGAAAAUAAAUGAAUGAAAAUGUCAUUUAAAAAAA